Cladocopium goreaui is the source of this 528-nucleotide messenger RNA. The record is from the annotation of a GenBank genome assembly. Lineage: Eukaryota; Dinophyceae; Suessiales; Symbiodiniaceae.
GGCGCAUUUCGCAUUCAAGGAGCACUGGUGAUGCUCAGUAGAGCGGUUCGCCCCGCGAGCCGUCAAAGCACUUGGCGUGCCAUGGCAGCUGCAAGACGAGCAGCAGAGAGGGGGCUGGUGAAGGGUGCUUCUCCGAAGCACAUCAUACGAGCAGCGACCAAAGCGGCCAGACGCAUUUGUCAGGAGGUCCAAGCAAGAAGGACGCGUGCCAAAGUUGCGCGGUCCCGAAGGAAACCGAGCUCAAAGAAAGCCUCGGAGACUUCAGGGCUCCAGGCUGAAGCUCGGUCCCUGGCAACGAGGGCAGCAACUUGUCGAGAGGCUUGGGACGCCACGGGGGCUGUGAAGGUUAUCCAGGAAGCUGCGAAACGGAUGGAGUCCCUCGAGAUUCCAAGGAAACUGCUGAAAGAAGCCGCCAGGGAUGCCAUACAGGUCUUGGACUUGGAUCAUCCCAAAACACAGCGCUUGGUGUCGGACCCCUUGCGCAGGCUUGGCGUGAAGCAAGAGUAAAUGCCCAGACAGGUGACAAAA